CUUUCCCGCAAAAGUUUCAGUUUCAUUUUCUUCGGUCGAAUGUCUGAAUUUGCCUUUAGUUAUUGUUAUGCGAAACCUCUUGUGUAAGAUCGGAAGACCUGAAACUGAAUCGUAGUCUUAAAAAAAUGUCAGCUAAAGCCUUAAAAUUCACUGUGCUAUUUAUGUGCAAUGCAAGUGAUGUGGCUGAAUUUGUAUCUAAUACAAAGGCAUUUUUUAAUGAUUGUUCUUCUGAAAAAUUUACUCAUGUUACAAAGUUGGCUGAUGUCAGAAAGCACGAUAAUGAAUUUGGCUAUAAUAAUGAACUUUAUGAUUUAGAAAUUUCUAUCAUAUGCUCAGAUGUCAAGAGAGACAGUGAUAUUGAAAACUUUAUUUUUGCUAUCAAGAAAAAAUGGUGUAGUGAAGCUAAAAAAAAUGAAUAUUUGAUGUGGUUGAUGUUUGAAAAUCAGAGUGAUAUUUCAACAAACUUUACCAAUUAUUAUGAUAACAUUAAAGCUUCAGAAUUUGCUUUUGGUACAGUUCCUACCAUGAAGAUUUUUGUGCCUCGUUAUCGCUUCCGUGUUGUUCGAACAUCAUGCGUUUUGUGUUCAUUUUCUCACCUUCAGCGACAUUUUGCUGUUUAUAUUUCAAGUUCUCAUAACCCUGCAUGUAAGAAAAAUGGAGAAAUGGGUUACAAAUUAAUAGUUGAAUAUAUCAAUAUCAUUAGGAUCAUAGCAAAUUUUGAUUCUGAGCAAAAUACAGCUGACCUGUACUUUCAUCUGGAAUAUCCUCCUUUAAUGUACAUAAAUCAAGAGCAAAGUCAUGAUGAAGAUUCUGAGUUGCAGCUUCAAAGAAUAUCAAAAGCUAAGCUGAUGGAGUAUACUUCUAAAAAAUUUGAAAGAACUUUUGAAUUUGGUUGUCAGUGUAACUACACAUUUUGUAAGACUAAAGGUAUUGGAAGAACUUUAGUUUUAAAGAUGAGUUUCGAAGAUAAAUUCCAGACACGGUGGAUUAUUGAGCAGUUAUCUGUUCGAUGUUAUAAGAAAACCAAAAUAUAUUUCACCUCUUUAACCACUGAAAAAAUUAAUGAAAAGCUUGAGAAAUUAAGAAGAUAUCCAUGGACACGUAACGCUGUUGUAAAAAAUAUUUCAAGUUUAAUUAAAUUUGAUUGUGAAUAUGCAUGGAAGACAAUACAUACCAAAACUACUGUAGUGUUAAACGAAAUUGCAUUAAAGCAAAAAUAUAAUCAAAAUUAUAUAGAUCAUUUAGCUCAGGAACUUUCAUCAUAUGCAUUCAAAAAUUCAUCAGCUCUUGUAAAAGCCUUGUUUUGUAUAGCUGAUAUGGCAAACAAGGGUUUAAUUUUUACUUUUGAGAAAGCAUUAGCAUUUAAAUUUAAAUAUUUUUGUGAUGUUAAAGAACUGAGAGAGCUCCCCAGAGGAAUGUGCUAUAUUCGUCGAGUUUUAAUUACUCCAUCCAGAACUAUAUUUCUUCAACCAUUUGAACAUUUUGAUAAUCGAGUAAUUAGACAAUUUGGUGUAGAGUAUAUUCUUCGUGUGUCUGUGCAAGAUGAUAAUUAUUCCAAGUUAACUUAUGCUGUUCAUCAUAAUUCACAAAAAGAAAGCAUUAUGGAGGAGGUUGUAAAAAGUAAGUUAAAGAAUGGUCUUGUAAUUGGUUUUCGUCAUUAUGAAAUUCUGGCUUCAUCAUCUAGCCAACUUCGUGAGCAUGGUUUGUGGAUGUAUGCGAAAGACCAAAAUGGUAAUACAGCAGCAUCGAUACGGAAAUGGAUGGGUGAUUUUAGUAGCAUAAAGAACGUUGCUAAAUAUAUGGCAAGAAUGGGUCAGUGUUUUUCAUCUACUGAAGAAGGAGUUCAGAUAACUAUAAAAAAUGAAGAGGAAGUUCAUUUGGAAGACAUUAAAACAUGGAAUGGGAGAUACACUUUUUCUGAUGGGAUUGGUACCAUAUCAACAGCUUUAGCUGAUGAGGUAAGAUUGGCUCUUAUAAAACAUACUGGCGCUACAAAACAUGAAAACAAUUAUAAACCUUCAGCAUUUCAGAUUAGGUAUAAAGGAUGCAAAGGCAUGAUUGCUGAAAUUCCUGAUAUUUGUGGCCGUAGUAUUGGAAUUAGGCCAAGCAUGAUAAAAUUUGAAUGCUAUACUUCAGAUCAGUUGGAAAUUGUCAAAACAAGUGGCCCAAGAAGAUUAUAUUUGAACAAGCACCUUAUCACAAUUCUCGAACAGAUGGGAGUACCUAAAGAAAAUUUCCUAGAUUUGCAAAUAGAUGUAAUGCUUGAUAUGUUGAAUUCACUGAUUGAUGAAAAUGUUGCACUUUCUCAUCUGGCUUACAACAUGGACGUUUUCUUUCCAUUUGGUGCUCUCCUAGACGCUGGCAUUUCGUUUACAGCUGAACCAUUUUUUAGGUCAUUGUUGUUGGCCUUUCUCAAAUCUUAUGCUGGUCGGAAAAUUAUUGAUACAACUGCAUCUGUGUCAAAGGAGAAUCAUUGCCCGGAUGAUUUUUUUUUACAAAGUCUGGAAGUGAAAAAUUUGACUUUUCUACGCCAGAAGUUACAGCUAAUGUUCCUAAGACAAACCAGGCUUUCUUGAGUUCUGAUCUGGACAUUUCAGUUAUUGACUCUGACGUAGAAGGUAGAAAUACAAGCUCUCUUUUGGGGUAAAUAUGUAUUUCUCUAUGCCAAAAUUAAAAUGUCAUCAUUUAUGUUUUUCUUUUAUGGUGUUACAUUAUGUUGUUUACAUACUGAUAGCUAUUAAAACUGUUAAAUAUAAUAUUGUAGCUAUCAAAAAGAGGGGGAUGAAUUUGAUUUGUACCAAAUUUGGACGUUUUGCAUGAAAGAACUUGAAAAUAAAAGAUUUUUUU
Messenger RNA from Stegodyphus dumicola, 2847 nucleotides. RefSeq lists its product as uncharacterized. The record is from RefSeq and is a predicted model, not a curated record. NCBI's taxonomy places the organism in Eukaryota, Metazoa, Arthropoda, Arachnida, Araneae, Eresidae.